This is a messenger RNA of Leptopilina heterotoma, 1571 nucleotides long. Its product is annotated as D-beta-hydroxybutyrate dehydrogenase, mitochondrial. Bases 368 to 1468 code for a protein of 366 amino acids. NCBI's taxonomy places the organism in Eukaryota, Metazoa, Arthropoda, Insecta, Hymenoptera, Figitidae. The transcript is spliced from 6 exons. The record is from RefSeq and is a predicted model, not a curated record.
CUCCUUCUCUUUAUCAAAUAAGUGGCUCAUAAAGCAGAUAAUUAAUGUGGGAGGGCUUGUUUGUAAACUAGCGUCUAUCAACUCGCUAUAUACUUGUUUGUUUAUCUCGUACUAUGACUUUCAUUCAUGGUACGAUGUUUUAUUUCUAAACAGGUGAGACAGUUUUAUCGAGAUUCACAGGGUUAAAGCAGAGAGCAAUGUGGUUAAUUUUAGAUUACCAAGACUAGACACUUUUCAGUUUAAAGUUAGCUCAGGCGAAGAAGCUCAGUGUUGUGGCUCCUUAGGCGAGCCUAAACUAAUAAUCGAAUGAUUUGAUCAAAAUUUCACAAAUAAUUCAAUUAGGACAAAAAAAAAGACAACAACAACAAUGCCUUCAGUGAAUUCAGAUCUAGAAAAAGAUGAUUCCCAAUCGUGGGAAUUAGCCGAAAGAUGUUUAUUGCCUAUUGCUUUUUCACACGCAAUUGCUGUCAUUGUAGCGACAGUAUUAAAUACAUUUGGCAUCUCUCAAACUUCUAGUUUUGUGCUUUUUCUAUUAUUUUUGGUUAUAUCCAUUAGUUUCACCUUGUUCUACCACAAUCUCAAGAUAUCAGCAGCAGGAAAAGCAGUAUUAAUUACCGGAUGUGAUACAAGAGUUGGAGACGCAUUAGCCAGAAAAUUAGACGAAUUGGGAUUUACAGUUUUUGCGGGAUUUUCCAAUAGAGCGGAAAAUGAGGAAGCAGCUCAAAAAUUGAAAGAAGAAUCUUCGGGCAGAUUACACAUUUUACAAUUGGACAUUACUAGUGAACACGAUAUUCACUCAACGUUUUUAUACGUAAAUGAAAAUUUACCCGAUGGAUCACCAGGAUUGUGGGCUUUGGUGCAUACAGAUACUUGGGUAACUCUAGGUGAAUGUGAAUGGAUUCCAACAUCAGUUUUAAGAAGAAGCAUGGACGUGAACGUCAAUGGAGUGACAAGAUUAACUCAGGUUUUCCUUCCACUUGUAAGAAGAUCAAAAGGUCGCAUUGUACUGGUCGGUAGCCUUUUGGCUCGAAUCCCAAGUGCAGUUAGAGGAAUUCAUUGCGCCGUCAAAGCUGCAAUAGAAGCUUGGGGAAAUUGCUUAAGAUUGGAAAUGCGAAGAUGGGGAGUUGAUGUUGUUAUCGUUGAAACUGGCGAAUACGUAUCUGGAAAUGCAUGGUUAAAGGAUAAUACAAUUAUUUUGGAGCAAGCUAGAGAAAUGUGGACACAGCUUGAACCACAAACACGAAAAGAAUAUGGGAAAAUGUUAUUUCAAAAGGAAAUGUUGGCACUUGAAAAAUAUACAAAAGGACCUGAAGCUGAUUUAACUCCCGUAAUGCGUGCAUUAACUGAUGGAAUAACAAAAACAUUUCCAAUGAAAAGGUACACACCAGUGUCUCGUAGAGAGAGAAUACAAGCUUUACUUAGUGAUCAUCUUCCAAGACCAGUUUAUGAUAUAUUGUAUGCAAAUUAAAUGGACUGUUUAUUGAAUUUCGCGUACGAUUUACACGCAUCACUGUACAUUUAUAUGUUACUAAUUUUACUGAAUUCAAAAUAUAAUGCAUUGCUAUUUAUUA